Molecule: messenger RNA, 1713 nt
Organism: Ruditapes philippinarum (Manila clam)
Lineage: Eukaryota; Metazoa; Mollusca; Bivalvia; Venerida; Veneridae
Product: heat shock 70 kDa protein 12A-like
Exons: 1
Coding region: 1-1713 (570 amino acids)
Molecular function (GO): ATP-dependent protein folding chaperone; ATP binding
Source: RefSeq, a predicted model, not a curated record
AUGGGAGCAAAGCCUAGCAAUUUAGUUGCUGCGAUUGACUUUGGAACGACAUAUUCAGGAUUCUCUUAUUUGUUCAGUACAGAUCCGAACAACAUAAUUACAGCAAGUCAUGGAUCAAUUUUACCAGACGAUCGUGUACCGACAAUACUUCUCCUAAAUCAGGAUAAAUCGCUUCAUUCUUUUGGAAUUGAUGCUGAAGAUAACUAUUCAAAGCUUAUGCUGUCAGGUAAACAUAAAGAAUAUCGCUUAUUUCGUGAAUUCAAAAUGGCACUAUAUACCAAAAGCGAAAGAUUAGAUUCAGAUAUACAUAUCUAUGACACUGAAAAUAGACCAAUGAAAGCUAUGACCGUGUUUUCAAUUGUAAUUAAAUACUUUCAAGAGCUAGUUUUGAAAUCAGUUAAACAAAGCAAAUUGUGUAAGAAAGAUUCUUUUGAAAAGAUCAUUUGGAUGCUGUCAAUACCUGCAAUUUGGUCGGACUCAGCCCGUCAGUUCAUGCGGGAAGCAGCUAUUUUAGCUGGCAUUGAUGAAACACGUCUUAGACUGGUACUUGAACCAGAAGCAGCAGCUUUAUUCUGUAAAACCCAACUGUUAUGUGCAAGCUCAAACGCCCAAUUGACUCGUCUCAAAUCAAAAUACAUUUUAGCUGAUCUCGGAGGCGGAACAGUUGACAUUUGUGUGCAUGAAGUUUUGUCCAGUGGGAAUAUUCGAGAACUUCAUCGUGCCGUUGGCGGAGAUUUUGGGGGAUCCAAAGUUAAUAUUGAGUUCAUGCAAUUUCUCAUCAAAUUAUGUGGUGCUCCAGUUAUGAAAAAGUUCAAGAGAUCGCACUAUUAUGAUUAUUUAAUGCUUACGCGAGGUUUUGAAAAUGUAAAGAACACAUUCGACUUAAGAGACGAACCGUUUGUCAUACACAUCCCAUCAACAUUGAUUGAGAUGGUCAAAAACGACUCAGACAGCAACAUAGAAACAUUAUUGAAUCAGUCAGGGUAUUCGACUUGGGUUGAACUUCGGGAUAGAAAUAAACUGUGUUGUAAUAAAAAACUCAUGGAAGUUUUCUAUAAAUCAUCACUUGAUGGUAUUAUUAUGAUUUUAAAUGACAUAAAAUCAUGUUUCAGAGAUACAAUUGACACAAUUCUAGUUGUAGGCGGUUUUGCCGAGUCACAAUAUCUGAGAGAAUUCAUUUCUACGAAAGUAAAAAACAUUGUUCUUGCACAAGAACCAAGACUUGCUGUGUUAAAGGGUGCACUGAAAAUGGGAUUGAACCCAAACGUAAUCAUUGAGAGGAGAGCAAGAUACACAUAUGGUUUCUGUGUGGCCGAACCAUUCAAUCGAGACAAACAUUCGAAGUCUCUGAAAUUUAAGAGGGAAGGAAAAUAUUUUUGUGAUCGCAUAUUUUCUAAAGUUAUAGAAAAGGAUAUGAAUUUGAAAGUAGGCCAACGAUUCAAAGUCAACGUAAAUGAAAAUAUUCCGCACUCAACAAAUAUGAAUAUUUCUAUUGCUUUGUAUCGAAGUUCAAAAAAGAAUCCUAGAUAUUGUUUAGAAUCGAACGACGAAUGUACAGAAGUUGGGACAAUAAUUAUAGAAGCUCCAGAAGGCGGGUGGCCUAGGUGCUAUAACAUAGACCAAAUUCUUAUAGCAGAAGAAACAGAACUGAAAGUGAUAGCUUUUGAUAAAACAAAUGGAAGAUUACUUAAGACUAAAGUAGAUUUUUUGUGA